GGCGUGCUGCGGAGGAACGGCUGUUAGUUGUUAGCUGUGGGUAGCCGGAGGUUAGGGUGUCUUCUCGGAUCGGGGAACCUCUGCUUCUGGAGGAGCCAUGGCGCUCAGGGUCACUAGGAACACGAAAAUUAACACAGAGAAUAAGGCCAAGGUCAGUAUGGCAGGCGCCAAGCGUGUGCCUGUGACAAUGACUGCUGCUUCCAAGCCUGGGCUGAGACCNAGAACUGCUCUUGGAGACAUUGGUAAUAAAGUCAGCGAACAGGUACAGGCAAGAGUGCCUCUGAAAAAGGAAGCAAAAACGUUAGGUACUGGAAAAGGUACUGUUAAAGUCCUACCAAAACCUGUGGAGAAGGUGCCUGUGUGUGAACCAGAGGUGCAACUUGCUGAGCCUGAAUCUGAACAUGAACGUGUUAGAGAAGAGAAGCUUUCUCCUGAACCUAUUUUGGUUGAUAAUCCCUCUCCAAGCCCAAUGGAAACAUCUGGAUGUGCGCCUGCAGAAGAAUAUCUGUGUCAGGCUUUCUCGGAUGUAAUCCUUGCAGUGAGUGACGUAGACGCAGAUGAUGGAGCUGACCCAAACCUCUGUAGUGAAUAUGUGAAAGAUAUCUAUGCUUAUCUCAGACAGCUGGAGGAAGAGCAGUCAGUUAGACCAAAAUACCUACAGGGUCGUGAAGUCACUGGAAACAUGAGAGCCAUCCUCAUUGACUGGCUAAUACAGGUUCAGAUGAAAUUUAGGCUGCUUCAGGAGACCAUGUACAUGACUGUGUCCAUUAUUGAUCGGUUCAUGCAGAACAGUUGUGUGCCCAAGAAGAUGCUGCAGCUGGUUGGUGUAACUGCCAUGUUUAUUGCGAGCAAAUAUGAAGAGAUGUACCCUCCAGAAAUAGGUGACUUCGCCUUUGUGACUAACAACACUUACACUAAACACCAGAUCAGACAGAUGGAGAUGAAGAUUCUCAGGGUUCUGAACUUCAGUCUGGGUCGCCCUCUGCCUCUGCACUUCCUCCGGAGAGCAUCUAAAAUUGGAGAGGUUGACGUUGAGCAGCACACUUUGGCUAAAUACCUCAUGGAGCUCUCUAUGCUGGACUACGACAUGGUGCAUUUUGCUCCUUCUCAAAUUGCAGCUGGGGCUUUCUGCUUAGCACUGAAAAUUCUUGACAACGGUGAAUGGACACCAACUCUUCAGCACUACCUAUCCUACACUGAAGAAUCCCUGCUUCCUGUUAUGCAGCACCUGGCUAAGAAUGUAGUCAUGGUGAACUGUGGCCUUACAAAGCACCUGACUAUCAAGAACAAGUAUGCAACAUCUAAGCAUGCUAAGAUCAGCACGUUGGCACAGCUGAACUGUACACUAGUUCAGAAUUUGUCUAAGGCCGUGACAAAGGCAUAACUCCAAUGGACUGCUACAUUUGCAGAUGCAGUUGGCACCAUGUGCCGCCUGUACAUAGGACACCUACCAUGUUUACUUGCUCUUCAAUAAAGGUUGUGACUUCUUUUACAUAGCUUAACUCAUUUGAAUCUUGUGCUUCUGAGUUUAGGCUAAUGGAGUUUGUCGCAGAAUUUUAUUUUUAGGAGUAUAUUAAAAACUGCAUCUAGUUUUAAUAGUGGAUCCAACUAAUGUAUAUAUCUGUAGCCUAUAUGUCUGUAUACAUCCUUCAGUGUGUGUCCUUAUAUUAUCAUGUCUUCUGCCUCGCUCUAGUUUAAACUCUUAAUCUACCAGCUAGUCCUUUGUUCCAGUUUCCAGUGGUUGCCACCUUCAACCACAGUCUCUUGGGUUGUCAAGAUCUGAAACCAAGUAUCUUUGUUAUGUAAUUAUUUAUUUGUUCUUAAUUGGAAAAUAGGAUGUUCAAAAUUAAAGGUGUGUUUUAAAAAGAAUUUGCCCCCAAGUCUCAAUAUCAACAGAUAAGGGUGUACUCUUGUGUAUCCUGUAUAGAUAUAAUCAUGCACAUACUGCCAAGGAAAUAUUUUUAUAUGGGUUUAUCAUCAGCAUUCCUUUCAAUGCCUAUAUUGCAUUUCCUGGUGUGAACAAACUAUAUGUAAUAGAGUCAGUCAUUCCCUCAGGGGUAUUCAAGUGCAUUCUCUCAGUGCCCUCCACGGUGUUCUUAAAUGAUGUUUAAUGUCUUGCUUGGCUUCAUGCGUAGUGGCUCUCCCGGGGGUGUGCUUUCAGUUCUGACAGCCAGAUGGGUAUGGCCGCCACCAUACCAAGAUGCCACUCCUGUCUUGUAAUGUCAACUGGAAAAGAAUCCUGUCUCAUUUGAUGUUUUAAUUUAUACAUCUGAUAUCAAGUUGAAUAAAAUUUUAUUGAUGGAAAGCUUU
Messenger RNA from Mus pahari (shrew mouse), 2310 nucleotides. It is a transcript of the gene Ccnb1, whose product is annotated as cyclin B1. Gene Ontology annotation, cellular component: mitochondrial matrix; cyclin B1-CDK1 complex; nucleus. The record is from RefSeq and is a predicted model, not a curated record. The coding region runs from base 98 to 1384 and encodes 428 amino acids. The transcript is spliced from 9 exons. Gene Ontology annotation, molecular function: cyclin-dependent protein serine/threonine kinase regulator activity. Gene Ontology annotation, biological process: regulation of cyclin-dependent protein serine/threonine kinase activity; mitotic cell cycle phase transition; mitotic metaphase chromosome alignment. NCBI's taxonomy places the organism in Eukaryota, Metazoa, Chordata, Mammalia, Rodentia, Muridae.